Monoraphidium neglectum is the source of this 435-nucleotide messenger RNA. RefSeq lists its product as hypothetical. The coding region runs from base 1 to 435 and encodes 144 amino acids. Gene Ontology annotation, cellular component: membrane. The transcript has 3 exons. The record is from RefSeq and is a predicted model, not a curated record. Gene Ontology annotation, biological process: response to light stimulus; photosynthesis, light harvesting in photosystem I. NCBI's taxonomy places the organism in Eukaryota, Viridiplantae, Chlorophyta, Chlorophyceae, Sphaeropleales, Selenastraceae.
AUGGUGUGCAUGCACAAGCUUAUAACACCCUCACCGGCAUCACCCCUCCAGGUGGAGACAUACCGGAUGGCUGCCCUGUGGGGGGAGGAGGACAUGAACCGGCGGGCCUACCCAGGCGACAAGUUCGACCCCAUGGGCCUUACUAAGGCCCGUCGCGACGGCGCGCCCCCAGGCCUGGGCGUGUGGGCAUCGUGGCUGGGCGGCCUGCCGGGCUGGCUGGCGGGCGGCUGGUGGUGGUCGCAGCGCGACAUGACGCGGCGCGAGCUGGAUAGCAUGAAGUCCAGGGAGCUGAGGAACGGGCGCCUGGCAAUGGUGUCGUUUGCUGGCGUGUGCCUGGCUGGCAUUGCGACCGGCAAGGGCCCCGUCACCUUGCUGCUGCAGCACGUGGCGGACCCGCUGCACAACACCAUACUGCAGACGCUGGGUGUUACGUGA